Molecule: messenger RNA, 2716 nt
Organism: Scutellospora calospora
Lineage: Eukaryota; Fungi; Glomeromycota; Glomeromycetes; Diversisporales; Gigasporaceae
Source: the annotation of a GenBank genome assembly
AAAUAAAACAAAAAUUAAACUUGAACAACAGAGACAAAAAGAGUUUUUUAAUCGUCAACGUUUAAAGAAAGUACAUAAAUUUCUCAAAUGUGAACCAAAACGUGCGCGUACCUUACCCAAUAUUGAAGUUGUUCGCCAAAAUGGUGAUAAUCAUCAAACAAAUUCUUUGACUGAAGAAAUCAAUCGUUCGAGUAACGAUGAUCAAAGAUUGUUAUCAUUAUCUGCUUUAAACCAUUCUAAAGAUUUAGCAGGAAUAUUAUGUGAAGACAAAAGUAAUAUACUUCAUGAAACUUAUUUAGAACCAGUAAAUUUGAAUCAUGAAAUAGUAAACAAUUCAACGACAGUUUCACAAAACAUGACAGACAUUUUAAAACGUAAACAGGAUCUUUUACAAGGAUUUGAUUGGAUUGGCGUUAAUGUUUCUUCGUCUAUUAAUACUACGAAUGAUGCAACUUUUUCAGCAAAUAGUAGAAGUCAAUCGUGGUUUAUUAACAGACAACGCUCCAAGGAACCAUCAACGCAUAAUCUUAAACACUUAGACUCGCUGUCUUUAAGUACCAAAUUGUCUAAAAAAAGGCAGGAAGAUGACAUUCAAGACAUUCAUGAAACAAUGACCACUGCCGAUAUUGCAACGAUGAUCGAUUCAAUGUUACCAUUGGAACAAACCAAUACUUCUGAAUCUUCAAUUAGCGAAGAGUCGUUGGAAUGGCAUCAUUUCUUAGCAAAUGAUGAAAGCAACUCAAAAAUCUGUAAAAUCUCCGAAUCAAGUGCGGAUAUAAAUUCGAAUAUAAUACCCAAAGCAAACCAAUCCCCUAUUUCUACAUCAAGAACAAUAGAAACUUCUGCAUUACAUUCAAUUGUAUCUCAAUCUAUCGAUUCAACAAAUAUUGCAUGGAACAAUUUUACACACUCUAACGACGUGAUAUCGAACGUUGACUUGGUCACCGAAGGUGACAACGAAAUAUUUAAUUCCUCAUUAGAAGCAAUUAAUAGUCCUAAAUUAAGUUCCAAGAAAGUAUUCGCGAAUAAAAAGUGCAAGAGAAGCAAGUUUGACGAAUUUGCUGAAGACUCUAUCAAUAAUGAAAGUAAUUUAGAAGACUCAGGUUAUGUAAAAGAUGAGAAAUUCAACUAUAAUCAGGAUGUUUUAAUUAGUCAAGUGAGUGAAUUUAUAAAUAUUGGGUCUUCAAAUUCCUUUGUUACUACUUUUGAGGGUUCAUUAAAGAAUGCUCGCCUUCAAUUGGAAAUAAGUUUUCUGAAACAUGAUAUGAAAUCUUUAAUGGAAAUUACAAAGAAUAGUGGUAAUUCAUCAAUGAAUCAAGACGAUUCUAUUGAAUUUUAUAAAACAUCUCAAACUAAAGAACAUACACCAAGUAUGUCACCGAACUUAGAGUGUCAACCAUCAGUCAACGAUAAAAAACACUUCAUGAACGAACUAUCUCAAGAUGGGAUCUCUAAAGAUUCAACAAACAUGCCUUUUGCUUUAGUUGAUACCUCUAGUACUGAUCACGUGAAUAUAUGCCAAUCAUCGAUUCCUAUCAAUAACGAUACAUCACCUGCCGAAUCACCGACUCUACGAUAUUCGACCAAUUUUAACAGUUGGGAGACCUCACAUCCAGACAUGUACCUUUUUGAUGCACUAGAUGAUGAUGAUGAUCGAAAAAAAGGCCACUGUUAUCCGAAAAUAUUUAUCGCAGCAGAAUAUUUUCAAGAAGUUUUAGAAGGACAAGAAAUACCUGCUGGGCUUCAUGUGAAAAUUGAUUUAACCACUGGAAAAAAACAUGCAAAACUCUUAGAUAACAAUAAUCAUGAAUCAUCGGAAAUUAUCAUAGUUGAUAAAGAUGGCUCAGUUCACUCAGAUCUUGUCCAAACUGAACCAUCAGAAGUUGAUAAUAAUCAGGAUUCACAAAUUUUUAUACAUCAUGAAGACUCUCUAGAAACUAAUAAUUCAUUACCGAUUAUUCCGUCUGGACAUAAAGAAAAUAAUCGUAUUUCACUUUCAGAUAGUUUAAUUUUUGAAGAUUGUAUCUCUAAUUUAACAAUUACAUUACAACAAUUACAACCAUUAAAUGAUAUAAUAUCUACUUUGGAUAACUUGGAAGAUUUGGUUCAUGAACUAGAUUUUGGUAUAAAACUUGCUAAAGGCAAUGGUCUAAUAUCAAUCGUUAAACUUUUGGAACAUGAUUCAAAUGAAAUAAGAAAAAAAGCUGCUUUGGUCAUUGGUACUGCAAUGCAGAACAAUCCUUUGGCUCAGGAUGAAGCUUUAAAAUUAGAUCUCAUACCUUACCUUUUAGAUUUAUUAUCUUCUGAGACAGAUAUAAAAGUUUCUUCUCGUCUUUUAUACGCUUUAUCCAGUAUAGUCCGUGGUAACCAAGAAUCAAUACAAUCUAUUAAGAAUAAUCAAGGAUUGUCACGGUUGGCAAUUGUGUAUCAAGAAUUAGAAAAUAACGAAUUUCGUGCAAAAUGUGCUUUAUUCGUUACCGAUUUUAUAGACCCAAAUAUGGUUAAAGUUGUUAAUAAAAAGUUUAACACAUUAUUUGAUGAUAUGGGUAAUGAUAAAGGAAUUGAUUUUGAUACACGUGAAAAAAUACUUAGAGGGAUAUCUAUGAUUGAGAAACAAUAUUCAAAUCAGUGUCCUGUUCAAAAUAGAUUUAAAAAUUGGUUAUUAAACCAAAUUAAUUUGGAAAAUGAUGAUUAUUUAGAAGACUAUUUUAAUUUA